Messenger RNA from Mucor velutinosus, 462 nucleotides. RefSeq names its product proteasome regulatory particle base subunit (gene RPN2). Bases 1 to 462 code for a protein of 153 amino acids. The transcript is spliced from 5 exons. NCBI's taxonomy places the organism in Eukaryota, Fungi, Mucoromycota, Mucoromycetes, Mucorales, Mucoraceae. The record is from RefSeq and is a predicted model, not a curated record.
AUGAACUCUCUCUUCCGUUUGACACCUCGCUUCUCCUCUCAGCAAGUUCGUAUGUAUUCAUCUGAAGCAGCAGCUCCCAGAGUCAGUGCUACCAAAGGAGGAGUGAUUGGGUUUCUUUUGGGCGUUACAGCUGCUGGUUCUGCUGGUUAUUAUUAUCUCUUGGGUGAAUACAACAAUGCUUCAGCAGCUCUCUUAUUGUCCGUUCAAGAGCUUCAAGCAUCUACUGACAAGGUUAAGGAUUAUGCAAAGCGCAUUGAAACCGUGGAUAGGGAUGUUGCUAAAUUGAAGGAGACUACAGCCACCAAGCAGCAAUUGGCUGACAUGAAGGUGGAUUUCCGCAAGUUAUACGACACAUUAAACAUCGAACAUCUCGAAUUAAAAACUCAUGUAUGGGGAUUAGAGAAAGACUUGAGCAAUGCUGCUGCCAGCACCAACACCCCAUCUAAUGACAAUAAAGCAUAA